AUGGCCUUUACACCGCCGUUCCCACCACAAGAAGGUCUCGUGGAUAGCCCUUCGCCCACCCCAAAACAGAACAAUGACAAUCAUUAUCUUGAUCAACCCAGGGGCGAUACGAACAGGAAGGAACUCAAUAUCAUCAGCAGUGACGGCACCAAGACUGCCUUGAACCAAUCGAGGCCGCCUCCAACACAUGCGGCAAGACACAGCAAGGCCCAACAACCAGGCAAUGUUGAGCACUUUUCUCUUCUCUCAUGGGUCCGCAAUGCACCCUGGAGCAAGUACUUCAAAGACGGAUGCCGGCUGAUUGUCAGGUCGCCUUUCAACUUUUUCAUAUUUUUCUGCUGCCUAUCGGUGGUGGUAUGGGGAGCCUUUCUGGUGCUUCUCAUGGGGAACAUGGUCAAGCUGAGGGACGACGCUACACAGAAGCUGUGGAUUGAAAUUGCUUCUCAAGUCCUGAACGGGUUCUUCACGUUGGCCAACGUACCUGUUCACCCCAAACGACUGAUUGGUUUCAUUCGAGGGAUUCGUAUCUGGCGAGAAGACAGAGCCAUUCGACAAGAGUUUGUUGGUCGGUUUCUCAAGGAGCAUCUGGAGGAACAGGAUGUGUUAAACGGUGUCUCGGAACAGGAUCGAAGAGAAGGGUUACUCAGAAGGCUGGAUUUUUAUCGAUGCUUCCCAGACUAUGGCCGAGAUCGUGUGGGAAACGAGCUGGCUACGGAUACAGACCGGCAAGAGGCGUUCAUACCAAACGAUACUACUUCUCGGGGAUCAGAUGCAUUGAUCCCAACUGUGACCCAUGUAGCGGUCCCUGAUUCUCCUUCUCCUUCUCCUUCUCCUUCUCAAUCUCGGUCAAAAUCAACUAUAUUCGGCUCCCAGGAUGCGGCUGAGGAUCUAAGUGGGCAUGAUAAUGAGUCGGGAUUCGGCACUCCCUUGCGCGCUAGCAUUAUCAUCGACAAGGAACCGCCCCCUAGUUUGGACGGAGCCCCAGCGACAGGAGACAAGAUCAGUGUUGGUAUUGCCGAGGAGGAAUUGAACGGACUGCUUGCUGAAGAGACACGGCGAAUGGUGCAUUCCGUCGUCCUGCCGUUUUUGCCCUUCCCUCUAGGUGGAUCGGGCGGAGGCGAAGACGAUGCAUCUGCAGAUUUAGAACGAGGUCAGCAACUGUCUUUGGAUACGGGUAUGGCAUUGCAGCAGAUGGAAGAGGGCAUUGCUGUCCAGAAAUCACCGGCAUCGCCCCGAUCUCAGAAGACGCCUGAGCGGGGCUCCUCCUCUGCAUCACUGACGAAGGCGCCCACGAAGCGAAUAUCGCCCAGGACCAAGGCCAGAACGAAGACAAUAGCGAUGGUCAAGGAUAGCAAUUCGAGCGUCACUUUAAAUCGAUCGACGUUCGUGAUCCACGAAGCACAGGGCCAACCCAAGAGCGGCCCUCGGAAGAAUGUCUUGGUUUUUGCGAAAAGGGGGGAUGUAAAAGCGCCGAUGACGAAGGUGUUGCCGUUUCAAAGCGAGCAAUUGUCGAUCAAGAAGGGCAAGCAAUCAUCACCACUGAUGCCCAUGCCCGCGGCAUUGACGAGCGAGCAGAUGGACUGGGUGGACGAGCGCCAGAGACGGCUCUUGAGACGGCAGGAACGGCUCCAGAAGGCGUGGCCGUGGUAUAACUAUAUGAUCCCAACUGGGGUUGAGCCUGUCGAUUUCUUUGCAUUGCCGGCGCAGCAAUCCCUAGAUCAUGUAGAGAGCACUGUUGGGGCAUCGGGUCUUCCUGCGCAGGCGCAUGUUCAAGAAGAGAAGGGAGUGGCGACCGACGCGGCAACAGCUACAGCAGCGACGGCGACGACGACAACAACAGUGAAAGCUGGUUCAAUACCAUCGUCCGAGGAAGAAGAGAUGAGGUGCAGGACAACGGUCAUGCUAAAUGGAUCACCUAUGAAGUUGGUGGUCAGUCCGUCGCGGUUCUGUUUGAUUGUGGGAUCGUUCAAUUUGAACUCGAUGAUCCAGGAGAUGUUGUGCGGGUUUAUGUGGGGGAUGAAUUAUCAUGUACGACCAGGUUGGGUGGUGGGUACGGGGAUGGCGCUGGGGUGUGUGGCGGCAAUAGUGCCGAGCGUAUUGAUCAUGCUACACGAGCAGGCGAUGGGUCGCAUACGGGUGGUUGCCACAGCAGAGGAGGCCAUCCAGGACGUUCUGGAUGAGAAGCGAGCUGUUUAA
Messenger RNA from Gamsiella multidivaricata, 2196 nucleotides. RefSeq lists its product as uncharacterized. The transcript is spliced from 2 exons. The record is from RefSeq and is a predicted model, not a curated record. Bases 1 to 2196 code for a protein of 731 amino acids. NCBI's taxonomy places the organism in Eukaryota, Fungi, Mortierellomycota, Mortierellomycetes, Mortierellales, Mortierellaceae.